Penaeus monodon (black tiger shrimp) is the source of this 1585-nucleotide messenger RNA. RefSeq names its product cleavage and polyadenylation specificity factor subunit 5-like (gene Cpsf5). Lineage: Eukaryota; Metazoa; Arthropoda; Malacostraca; Decapoda; Penaeidae. Gene Ontology annotation, cellular component: mRNA cleavage factor complex. Gene Ontology annotation, molecular function: mRNA binding. The record is from RefSeq and is a predicted model, not a curated record.
GUAUCCUUUGACAAAUUACACAUUUGGCACAAAGGAUCCAUUAUUUGAAAAGGACCCCAGUGUCCCUGCCCGGUUCCAGCGCAUGCGAGAGGAGUUUGACAAGAUUGGCAUGAGGAGGAGUGUGGAAGCGGUACUUCUUGUCCAUGAACAUGGCCUCCCUCAUGUGCUACUCCUGCAGCUAGGCACAACCUUCUUUAAAUUACCAGGUGGAGAGCUGAACACGGAGGAAGAUGAAGUGGAGGGACUCAAGCGCUUGCUGACGGAAACCCUGGGACGGCAGGACGGGCUCAAGCAGGAAUGGGUCAUAGAAGACAUCAUUGGUAACUGGUGGCGGCCAAAUUUUGAGCCUCCACAGUACCCCUACAUCCCCUCACACAUCACCAAGCCAAAGGAACAUAAAAAGCUCUUCCUUGUACAACUUGGAGAGAAGGCAUUGUUUGCAGUACCAAAGAACUACAAGUUAGUGGCAGCACCUUUGUUUGAACUCUAUGACAAUUCUCAGGGAUACGGACCGAUUAUUUCCUCUUUGCCACAGUCGUUGUGCAGGUUCAACUUCACAUAUAUGUAGAUGUCAAGUAUGAAAAGUGUGUGAAUGACAUUAUGUAUUUGUGGUUACAAGAAGAGGAUAUAGUGUGACUUUAGUUUCCUGUAAAUGAAGCAAGUGACGUGUUUUAAGGCAUGUAUAAAGAAAACAAGAAAAGAAACAAUAUCUACUCCAUGUUAUUUUUGUAUCAUAAAACAAAUUGGAUCAGCAAUAAACUUGUCAAAAAAACUGCUGUCCAGUUAGAUACAAUUCUCAAAUGCCACCAUAUUUAGUGCAGGUAAAUUGAGUAGCUUGCACCAAAGCUAUCUACACAUAUGCAGCUUGUUUUUCUGUUUCUUUAACAUCUGUACCUUUGAAAUAUUUUCAGACUGUAUCUUCAAAGGUAGAAUAUACUGCACUUUACUAUGUUCUGUUGCCCUAAAAAAAGAAAGUAAAAAAAUAGAUGCCAACUUAAUGUGGAUGCAAUUGUCUCUCUGAACUUGUACAAUUUCUUCUAUUAUUUAAUCCCUUUUUGAAGAGUGUGGCAUGGUACAAAUACAGGAUAUCAGAAGCAGCAUUUUGAUGACAAGACCUUUUGUCCAAUGAGGAAAUACAUAGUAGUCUUUUGGCAAGUCUGUAUGUGGAGAGAUUUCUUCCUUUACUCCCUGAACUCAUUUUUUCUAUUCGCUUAAGGGAGAUCCAGUCUAGUUCAAACUGUGUUGUCCAAUUCAAGUUCAAAGUAGAAGGACUUGCAUGUGAGGGAAGAAAUUGAAAGGAAUUCAAAUCGGAUUCAAACAAGAUUUGUUCACAUUGAACAGCAGGUGCAAAGUUCAAAUUUUUGGAUAAAGUCUUCUCCUUCACAAAACAAAUUUCUUUUCUCUUUCUUUUACCAUUUUUUAAAAAGUACUUUAUACAUCUUGCUGAAAGAUAUCUUGUAUAAAAGUUGUAGCAGUGUUGAAAAAUAAUGUUUAAUAUCAUACAAGUUCAUACACCCAUUCCAGUCAUACAGAUCAGCUUUCAGAAAAAUAUGUAUUUAAAUGGAAAUAAACCUUUUUCUUAUGU